UUUGUUCAUCUAUUCUCACCAUAACUCCAAGUAGGACAUUCAUGUUAUAAUGCUACUAGAUAAUAAAUUAUAAAUUGCACCGCUACCAAUAAGUAAAUAGUCUUUGAUAUUAAACAAUACAAGUAAAGAACAAUCUGCUAUUAAAUAUGGUCAUAUAAUGGAUCUUUAAAUAAAACAAAGAGUUUGAAGUGUGACAUAAAAUGAUUGUAAAUAACUGCAUUGCAGAUAUAGUUAGUAAGUCAUGUGUUAGCUAUUUAUAGUGUCUUGUGAGGACGCUUGUUAAAUAAAUUGUUCUAUACUUCAUGGUAAAUUGUUUCAUCCUGUCUCACUGUGUCUUGGGUUCUAGUUACCAUUUAAGGACUCGUUUGGUACUACUGUGUUGACAUCAAUGUUCAUAUUGUUCAUGGUCUCAUAUGAGAAAUAUGAGAAUAAGAUGAACAGCUUUACGGGUAUACGAGCUACACGAACUACGGGAUGGAUACUCCUACUCCAGCACCGUCUGCCUCGGGCGACUGCUUGGCUGGAUUCGGAUUUCCCACCAUGGAUUCCCUGAGUCCAGUGUUGGACUCGGACUUUGAUGAGAGCCUGGCUGUACCUGAGUCACUGUCCAUCAUAGAAGGGGACAAAGUCGAUAAUAAGGAGGAAAAUGGUGUUAGUGCACCAAGACAAACGACAGUGCCAUUUAAAAAUAUCCACACCCCGCCGGUAAAGUUCAACUCAGUGCAUAGGAAAGUGUUCAUUCCGGGUGUUGAAAUAAAGGUCAGAUUCGUAGAAAACGAAAGAAGCGUCACAACACACUUGCUAAAUCCUAAUUUAUACACAAUCUACCUCCAACAUGGUGAAUUCAACUGGACGAUCAAGAAGCGUUACAAGCACAUACUCUACCUUCAUCAGCAGCUCACUCUAUACAGAACCUCUUUGGACAUUCCCUUCCCCACCAAAACCCAUAAAACUAGAAGAGCCAGCUUCAAGAAUACUGUUGAUACGGAAGAAAAGGCUGAAAGGGUUGCCAUGCAAGCUGUGCCUAGAAGUAAUUCUAGGAGAGCGGUGAGGCCUAGGAAGAGGAAAGGAGCGCUGCCUAGAUUUCCAAAGAAACCCGAAGUAAUGGUGACAUACGAGGGCAUCCAGCUAAGAAUGAAGCAGCUUGAGGAGUAUCUAUACAACCUCCUAAACAUCUCGAUAUACAGGAACCACCAUGAAACGGUAAAGUUUCUAGAAGUUUCAAAUCUAUCGUUCAUAUCGGACUUAGGCGGUAAAGGCAAGGAGGGCAUGAUACUGAAACGCACCGGUUCGACUCAGCCGGGGCAAGCUGGCUGCAACUGCUUCGGUCUCCUCGGAAACAUGGUUUGUGUGAGGUGCAACUAUUUCUGUACUGGUCUGCUGUGUGCCAAAUGGCAGGAACGAUGGUUCUUCGUGAAAGAUACAUUCUUCGGGUACAUUCGACCGAGGGAUGGCGUCGUGAAAGCUGUUAUGCUGUUUGAUCAAAUGUUUGAAGUAUCAAGCGGUAUGUACUCAACGGGAAUGAACCAUGGUCUUCAGAUCCUCAACCAGAGUCGACAGAUGGUGAUCAAAUGCUGGACCAAGCGAAAGAGUAAAGAAUGGAUGCAGCACCUCAAAACUGUUGCUAAUCAGACUGCUAGAGAUUUCACGUACCCAAAUCUCCACCAUUCCUUCGCCCCGCCCCGCGCAGCCACCCCAGUGGGUACGUUAGUGGACGGCUCCGCGUACCUCUCCGCUGUAGCCGAUGCCAUGGAACUGGCUAAAGAGGAGAUCUUUAUAGCAGACUGGUGGCUCAGUCCGGAGAUAUAUUUGAAGAGACCAGCCCUUAAUGGCAGCUAUUGGAGGCUUGAUACUCUGUUGAAGAGGAAGGCGGCGCAAGGUGUAAAAAUAUUCAUAAUGCUGUACAAGGAAGUGGAGAUGGCACUCGGUAUCAACAGCUUCUAUAGCAAAAGUAAAUUAGCUAGCGAAUAUAUUAAGGUAUUCCGUCACCCCGACCAUGCGAAAGCCGGCGUCUUGUUCUGGGCGCAUCACGAGAAGAUCGUUUGUGUCGACCAAACUGUCGCCUUUGUGGGCGGCAUCGAUCUCUGCUAUGGACGAUGGGACGACUAUAAACAUAGGUUAAUAGACCUCGGCAACGAAGUCCAACCUAAAAGCCUAUUACGAAUGAAGAAACAGACAUCGUCCUCUCCAGGUGGUGGACCGUAUCUACCGUAUACUAAUGGACUGGAGGCUGCCCUGGAACUCGCUAGGAGCUCCAAGGAUCUAGUCAUCAGUUUAAACGAUGCGACAUUGAAAGAAGAAGACGAACAAACAGAAAAAGAAAACAACAACGAAGUUAAACCUGAACCUAGUACAACAGAGAACCCUGAUAACUUGCCAGUCUUGGAGCCAGGAGACCAGCUCCUCAUCAGAAGUGCCAACGCUCAAAUAGACCCAACCAAACGAGAGAGCGCACUCGAUACUCCAGAAGUACAAAGAAGAAAUGUCUUAGACAAAAUAACUGACAGAGGCAAAAAUAUUAUUAGUAUUCUUUACCCUCCGUACGAAGAAGAGAGAAAUGAGCAGAAGUUCGAUGAUUCUGAAAGAAAGAAGGCAGAGAAGUAUGCUUUGUCUACUGAUCAGAUUCUAUUGACUGAUGCGCUGGGGAUCAAACCAGUGGAGGUUAACAGUAGACAUGUUAGUCAGCCAACUCCGUUAGCACAGGUGGUUGAAGGGAGAGUUAUUACAGACCAGACGAAAGAAGAAUUGGAACAUAAAGAAGGAAACUCCAAGCUCUGGAUAGGAAAGGAUUAUACCAACUUCAUUGUAAAAGACUUCAAUAAUUUAGAUCUGCCUUUUGUAGACUUAGUAGACCGCAACACGACGCCUCGUAUGCCGUGGCACGACGUCGGCGUCGUACUGCAGGGCGCCGCCGCCAGGGACGUCGCCAGGCACUUCAUACAGCGGUGGAACGCCAUCAAACUGGAGAAGGCUAGACAAAAUCCGAACUACCCGUACUUAUUACCGAAGGCAUAUUCCGACAUCAAACCUCUACAAGAUCUGGACAAAGUACUAGAAGUUGAUAUUAACACUGUCUCCUGUCAGGUGCUCCGUAGUCUAUCAAGUUGGUCAGGUGGCUUCUUGGACCCCGACACAGUGGAACAGAGUAUACACGAAGCCUACGCAGACACUAUAACCAGGGCACAGCAUUACGUGUACAUUGAGAAUCAGUUCUUCAUCACACAAUCACGCUCUAGCCAGGCUGUGAGGAAUCAGAUAGGCGAGGCGCUAUACAAUCGAAUAAUGCGUGCGUUCCGUGCGAAGGAAACGUUCCGAGUGUUCGUAGUGAUGCCGCUACUGCCCGGCUUCGAGGGAGAGGUCGGCGCGCCCUCCGGGACCUCGCUGCACGCCGUCACUCAUUGGAACUACCAGAGCAUAUGCAGGAGCCGCGAAGCAAUAAUAACUCGUCUGUACGAGUCUGGCGUACCAGAUCCCUUCGAAUACAUAACGUUCCAUGGCUUACGAACUCACUCAGUACUGGGAGGGGAGCCAGUCACUGAGUUGGUGUACGUGCACUCGAAGUUACUCAUAGCUGAUGACAAAACCAUUAUUUGUGGCAGCGCCAAUAUUAAUGAUAGGUCUAUGAUUGGCAAGAGGGACUCGGAAAUCGCUGUGUUAUUGCAGGACGAGCAGUUCAUAGACGGUACAAUGAACGGUGAAGCCUACCCAUGCGGUAAAGUAGCUGGUGCACUACGUAAACGACUGUUCAGGGAACAUCUAGGUCUUAUGGGAGAAGACCUAGACAAGCUAGGCAUAUCACUUGACGAUCCCAGUUGCCACGAGUUCUAUAGAAACUACUGGAAGGCUAUAUCUAAGAGGAACACUGAUAUGUAUGAAGAUGUAUUCCACACAAUACCAACAGACGCAGUACACACCUUCGCUGAACUAAAGAAAUACCAAGAAGAGAACGAAUGUCUUUGGAACAAGGACCCAGCUCUAGCCAACCGGAAAAUAGACCUUAUACAAGGCUAUUUAGUAGACAUGCCGUUGGAAUUCCUUUGCAACGAAACACUAACACCUAGGAACACUUCUAUGGAAGGUAUGUUGCCGACUGCACUUUGGACUUAAAGCCAUUGAAGAGGACACUGCCAUAAGUCGUUUAGGAAGAGAAUUGUAAUAGUUAAUUUUAAUAGUAAGCUAAUCCUUGGUUUCUGAUAAACAGAAGGCUUAGUACAAGUUUGUUUUAUGUUUACCUAGAUCGAAAUGAGAUCGCGAGGCCCUCUGAUUGGCCGGCUCCAAUAAACUAUCGAGGGCCGAACGCGGUCUCGAUUCGCUCUCGGGAAACGUAACGUACUAAACUCUCAGUUCUAAGUCAAAUGUGUGAUGUCUCAAUUUAAGCGAUGGGAUAUUAUGUACCCUAAAAAGUGGGGCUAUCAAUUAAUCAGUUACAAACUGAGAAUGCUCUAUAGCUAUUUGUACUAUAAACUCAUAAAAGAUAUCCUUAUAAUUGUAGAACUUGGGCACAAAUUAGACAUUCAGACUUUUAACUGCGCAUGAAACGUUUGCGCAUUACGAAAUAUAUUGCGCAUGUUCUCACAAAGUCUUUAUAAUCGUUAUAAAAUCGGCCUAAAUACUACGACGUGUAUUUAAAUACGAUAAAAUCAAUAAAUUUAGGAGUGGAAUUAUUAAGGUUACAAUUUGUUGGUGCGGCUAUAACAGUUUUAUCUUUUUCACCGUUUGUUAGAUAUAAAGCGAUUCGUACCUAAUGUCGAAAUACUCAAACGCUACUCAAUUUUAGGUUGCGCUUCCUAAAAGACACGAGUUUAUGUACGUUGACCCUAAUAUCCUUUUUGGAGAACCUCCUCCUUGGGAAAUCUUAUUAAAAUGGUUAAUUUUUGUAGUCGCAACAAAACUCCGGUUCGACUUCCUUGAAAAAGGUCAUAGUAUAAUUCUGUCUCUACAAAUUCUUUGUAAUAUGACAGAGAUGGCAUCAUUUUUAAGUACUACUUAAAAUUCAGAAGCCUUUCUGUAUUCGACCGUAAGGGCUAUAACUUAAGGUUUAUUGUUUAAAGAGCUAUUUCCAAUUUAAAAGCUUAUGACAAUUGGGUACUUGCCUUCAUUAGAAAUAAAUUAUUUCGACUGUUCGUUACAAUAAAAUAUUAAAAAAUAA
Messenger RNA from Spodoptera litura, 5149 nucleotides. Lineage: Eukaryota; Metazoa; Arthropoda; Insecta; Lepidoptera; Noctuidae. The record is from RefSeq and is a predicted model, not a curated record.